AUGCCCAGGUCUUCGACUCUCCAGGCUUCCACUCCAACCUCUCCUCAGUCCGCAGCCUCGGCUCUCGCCGCCUACAGGCAGAAAAUCCUAGACCGCCUCCCCGUCUUCGUCUCGGCCAGCUACCACGACGCCAUCCGCGACGUCAUCCAGGCGCAGGUAGACGCCCCGAACCUCGACUGCCGGCUCCGCUGGGUCGUUGAGGUCGCCUACCACAACAAUACUGAGCCCAUGUCCCACGAGGUCGUCACCCUCUGCUACCCUUGCUGCUCUCUCGCUCGCUUUGGGAGAAGGAACACGUCGCGUCUUAACUCCCUCGUCGAGAGCCUCAGCCUCAAGAAGUUCGCCAGACCCAACGCCGCCGCUUCCAUCCCUGGAGACCCCGGCUCGUUCUACGUGGGUCCUCUCCCACUCGCCUCCGCCUCGCCCUUCUCCCUCGGCAUCCCGGACACCAGGAACGCCCCCGCCCCCGCAAACAUCCCGGGCAACACCUUCGAGAACCACUGGACCGUCGCCGAGAAGGCCUCCAACACGCGCAUCGCCGAGCAUCACCAGCAGACCCGCGACAAACCCCGCCAGGCCGCCGCCCGACAGCCUCUCGAGGACGACGGCGCCGGGAUUAGAGACUUGGCUGCCUACGUCGCCGAGUCCCACGGCCUCGUCGCUCGCGUCCGACUCAGAGCAACGCCUGACCCCGACGACCACCGUGAAGACCGAGCGGGAGCAAUAGCUGCAGGAGGCAGCAGCAGCAGGAGGCAGAGAAAGUUGAGGUCUCGGUGGCAAGUGGAAUGA
Molecule: messenger RNA, 789 nt
Organism: Colletotrichum destructivum
Lineage: Eukaryota; Fungi; Ascomycota; Sordariomycetes; Glomerellales; Glomerellaceae
Exons: 2
Coding region: 1-789 (262 amino acids)
Source: RefSeq, a predicted model, not a curated record